UCCUGGAGCUGGACUUCCGGCGUGGUUCUCUUAGCCGUGGUUUUGGCGUUUCUGGGGUUUGUUUACCUAGCUGUAGGCUCCGGCCGAGGUGAGCCUUCUCGUAGGCGGAGCGCAGCGAGCUGCAUUGCGGUACAGAGGCCUGGCUGAGGCCCAGCGACUCCGCCCACGUGACCCGCGCAGGGCCUGGGGAGGAGACCUGGGCGACCGGGUCCUUGCUCCCGCUGCAGAGUCAGUCCAAUGGCCGUGGCCGCAUACAGGGACCCGGCACAGAUUCUCUUUACUUCAGAGACAGUGAUGGGGUCAGGCCCGGGUCUGACCUUUGAGGAUGUGGCCAUUCACUUCUCCCAGGAAGAAUGGGUGCUUCUUGAUAAGGCCCAGAGGUUCCUAUACUGCAGUGUGAUGCUGGAGAACCUUGCACUUGUGGCAUCUCUGGGGUCCUGCUCUGGAAUGGGGAGUGAAGAGGUAAGCUCUGAGCACGAUGAGCCUAUAGAAGGGGUGAUGUCUAAGCCAAGUCCCUCCACUCAGGAGACUCAUCACUUUGAGACUCCUGUUCCAGCUUUGGAAGGCAUUUUGCACCAGAAUGAAUUCCUAAGUGCACCCUCUGUGCAGACAUUGUACUUGGGCGGAACAGGCAUGCAAAGCUCCGGUUUGAAUGAAGACAUUAACCAACACCGGAAGAGUGACAGUGGAGAAAAGCAUUCUGAAGCAGAUGCUAACAGGGCUUCAUUUAUGCCAAGUUGCAAACCCCAUGUGCUGACGAAGCCAUCCAUCUUUGGGAAGGAUGGGGAGAAGCGUCUUGCCUCCACAGGCUGUCUUCAGCAGCAGGCUGCUUGUAGUAGUGAGCAGCCUCACAGUAGCGGCAGGGGUGGGGAAGUACUUCUGAGUGGAGAAAAACUGAAGUACAGUGAAUGCCAAAAAGGUUCAGGGCACAAACAUACCCUUGUUCAGUGUCACAGUGUGUCGCCUGAAAAGGGGCCUCGUGAGGGUAGCAAGUAUGAGAAAGCCUUCUGCAAGUACAAACUAGCUCAGCACCAGAACAGUCACAUGGGACAAAGGACAUAUGAGCAUAGUCAGCAUGAAAAAUCUUUUAGCAAAAAGUGUCACCUCAUUACACAUGAUAGAAUGUGUCCUCAAGAAAGACCAUAUAAAUGCACUGAAUGUGGAAAAGCCUUUAUCUAUAAAUCUGAACUCAUUUAUCAUCAGAGACACCACAUUAAUAGAGUACAUUAUGAGUGUGUGGAAUGUAGGAAAUCCUUCACCUAUAAAUCUAACCUCACCGAACACCAGAGAAUCCACACCGGAGAGAGGCCUUAUCAGUGUGAUCAGUGCGGAAAAUCCUUCAGACAAAACUCUAGCCUCUUUAGACACCAUCGAAUUCAUACUGGAGAAAGACCGUAUGCGUGCUAUGAGUGUGGGAAAUCCUUUAGACAAAUUUUCAAUCUCAUUAGACAUAGGAGAGUCCACACGGGAGAAAUGCCUCAUCAGUGCGGCAACUGUGGGAAAGCCUUUAGCUCCAAAGCCGAACUUACUCAGCAUGAGCGAAUUCACAGCGGGGAAAGGCCUUAUGAGUGUAGCGAGUGUGGCAAGCUCUUCAGGCAGUUCUCCAACCUCAUUCGCCACCGGAGAGUUCAUACUGGGGACAGGCCUUACAAGUGCAGCGACUGUGAGAAAUCCUUCAGUCGCAAGUUCAUCCUCAUCCAGCACCAAAGAGUUCACACUGGAGAAAGGCCUUAUAAGUGUGGGGAAUGUGACACAUCCUUCACCCGGAAGUCUGACCUCAUCCAACACCAGCGAAUUCAUACUGGCACAAGACCUUAUGAGUGUGAAGAGUGUGGCAAGUCGUUUAGGCAGUGCUCUAGCCUCAUUCAGCACCGGAGAGUUCACACUGGAGAGAAGCCUUAUGAGUGUGUCGAGUGUGGGAAAGCCUUCAGUCAGAGUGCUAGCCUCAUUCAGCACCAGCGACUGCACACAGGAGAGAAGCCUUAUGAGUGUAGUGAAUGUGGGAAGUCCUUUAGCCAAAGUGCUAGCCUAGUUCAACACCAGAGAAGCCACAGUGGAGAAAAGCCUUACGAGUGUAGCGAAUGUGGCAAACUCUUCACUCACAAGUCGGACCUCAUUCAGCACCAAAGGGUUCACACUGGAGAAAGACCUUAUGAGUGCAGUGACUGUGAGAAAUCCUUUAGCCGUAGGUCUAAUCUUGUUCGACACCAGAGGGUUCACACCUGAGAAACUUCUUUAUCGUGUAAGAAAUGUGCUGCUUAGUGAGUUGGUGUAGUAACACUGGGGGAGACGAGCAGCCUUCUGAGUUUAAAGAUAAUUCAUGUGAGCUUCAAAGGGGGAAUACUUUGAGGAGCUUCAUUCCAGUUUCUAGUCUGCCCAGGGCCAUAUCCUGACUUAUGCCAUUGGCAGCGUCUGCAGUAGAAACCCUGUCACAUUGCAACCUGGAAGAUUGACACUGUGAGGAUGAGCAUCCUUCCUGUGUGCUCAGAGAAGCAAACUUCUGUACUCUGCUCUGGCCUUAGCCUUGGAGACCCCUCAUUUCCUUUCAGGGCAGGAAUCUUAUUUGGAAGGUGUGGUCUGAGUUGUGUUUUCAGCUUUGCUAAGAAAGAGUACUUUGUUCAGGGGAAGUUUGUUUUCAUACUGUGCUCACGAUGAAUAUUUCCAGGUUUGAAUUGGCCAACUUGGGAAAUGCUUGCUGCCCAUAAUCUCUGACUUAUCUUAUUGAAUAGAUAGUUUGUUUAUGCGUCUUUAAUCUGGAAGGUUCUCUUCAUUCUGUGGCGUAACUUAUCAACUGACCCAUGAUGUCAGCACGGAGAGGUGGGCCAGUUCCAUAGAGAUCCUCACUUUCUGUGUUUCAGAGGGUAUGAUACACCUGCCAGAAGCAGCUGUGUAGAGCAGUGGUCUGAUUUUCGUGGCUGCUCCUGCUCUCAGCCGUGAGAGCAGGUAAGGUGGUGGAUUGUUUGUUCCUGACUUACAGAAGGUGCUAUGAUUUUUGUGAGGUAAGAAGUCCUGAUGAAAAGGAGAAUUCUGACAAUCUCAGGCACUUUUAAAGCAUGUCAACAAUUAAACUCUCUUUUCUGCUGGGAUGUCACACAAUUCCUGGCCUUGUUGAGGGUAAUUUCUUUGCAGGCCUUGCAUUGCAGCCAUUUGCUAUAUAUAGUGUGUUGACUAGUACGCAGGGCAGCAGUUUGUGAUUGGGACAGGAACUGAGUUAACAGAUACGGAAAUGAUCUCACAUUUCCCCUAUUGUACAUGUAUGUGUGUUGGUGCGCAUGUACAUGGCACAUGUGUGGAGGUCAGAAGGCAGCUUUACAACGUGAUUCUGUCCUACCAUGAGGGCUCCAGGGAUUGAGUUCAGGUCAUCAGGCUUUGGGUAAGUGCUUUUACCUCCUGAGCCAUGUCUCUGGCGCUGGAACAGGCUUCUACUAAAGAUUCAUCUGUAGAUGUUCCAGUGACUUGUGUGAGUACAGUCCUCUAGAUCUCUAUGACUAUUUCCCGGGACUGUGGUUUGUGUCAGAGAAAUUAGUGAGACAUUUUUGUGGAUUCCUGUAUUCUUUUCUUUAAUUUGGGCCAAAGCUGUACUGGCAGGAGAACAAGAGGGGAAAGACGCUUUUGUGGCAUGGGGUAUAAUUCUGACCUAUUUGUGAUUCAAGAGGCAGUAACUUUUAUUACUUCCCAAGGUGGACUGCCAGUGGAGCAAGGCUGUGCCUCUCGGGUUCUGAGAAGAUGGUGGAAUCCAUAUUAGGUUGUGAAGAACUUUUGAGAACAGUGGGACAUCUAAGUAUAUUGUUUCAGGUUACUUUUUUAUAGCUUCAUUUAUGUGUCAUUUGUAUAAGUGGCACUCAACAAAGUACAUGGCAUGGCGCCGUGGCGUGUGCUUGCAGUUCUGGUUUCAAGGAAAGCUGAGGAAUGAGGAUUGCAUGGGCCCAGGAGUUUGUGGCUCAGUGAGCGCAAGACAGCAUGGCCCUAGCUCAAAAAGCAAAACCCCGAUUGGGAAAGUGUGGAAAUCAUUAUAGUUAUGAAAACAAAUUCUUUGUUGUCUGUUUGUUUAUGACAUGCCCAUUUAUUAUCUUACAUUUCCUACCUCUCCUGACAACCAAUGAUUUUGUUUUUUGUUUAUUUAUUUAUUUAUUUUUUUAAUUAAAAUUUCCACCUGCUCCCCGUUUCCCAUUUCCCUCCCCUCCUCCCAAAUAUUGUCCCCUCCCCCCAGUCCCCUCCCCCUAUCCCCACUCCUCUUCUCCUCCCCCCACACCAUUCCCCCUCCCUCUCGAUACUGAAGAGCAGUCCAAAUUCUCUGCCCUGCGGGAAGACGAAGGUCUUCUUUCUAUGUCCAGGAAGGUGAGCGUCUAAACAGGCUAAGCACCCCCAAAGCCAGUUCAUGUAUUAGGAUCGAAAACUAGUGCCAUUGUCCUUGGCUUCUCAUCAGCCUUCAUUGUCCGCCAUGCUCAGAGAGUCCAGUUUCAACCCAUGCUUAUUCAGUCCCAGACCAGCUGGCCUUGGUGUGCUCCCAAUAAAUCAGUUCCACUGUCACAGUGGGUGGUGCAUCCCUCGUGGUCCUGGUUUCCUUGCUCAUGUUCUCCCUCCUUCUGCUCCUCAUUUGGACCUUAAGAGCUCAGACCAUUGCUCCAAACUGAGACUCUGUCUCUACCUCGAUCCAUUGCCAGAUGAAGGUUCUAAGGUGAUAUGCAAGAUAUUCAUCAGUAUAGGAUAGGGUCAUUUCAGGUUCCCUCUCCUUAGUUGCCCAAGGUACCAGCUGGGGACAUCUCCCUGGACACCUGCUAACCCCUCUAGACUCAAGUUUCUUGCCAACCUGUCACUAAGACAAAAAGGCAACCCACUGACUGGGAGAAGAUCUUCACCAACCCUGCAACAGACAAAGGUCUGAUCUCCAAAAUAUAUAAAGAACUCAAGAAACUAGACUUUAAAAGGAUAAUUAACCCAAUUAAAAAAUGGGGCAUUGAUCUGAACAGAGAAUUCUCAACAGAAGAAAUUCAAAUGGCCAAAAGACACUUAAGGUCAUGCUCAACCUCCUUAGCGAUAAGGGAAAUGCAAAUUAAAACAACUUUGAGAUACCAUCUUACACCUGUCAGAAUGGCUAAAAUCAAAAACAGCAAUGAUAGCCUUUGCUGGAGAGGUUGUGGAGAAAGGGGCACACUCAUUCAUUGCUGGUGGGAAUGCAAACUUGUGCAACCACUUUGGAAAUCAGUGUGGCGAUUUCUCAGGAAAUUUGGGAUCAACCUACCCCUAGAUCCAGUAAUACCACUAUUGGGAAUAUACCCAAGAGAUGCCCCAUCAAAUGACAAAAGUAUCUGUUCAACUAUGUUCAUAGCAGCAUUGUUUGUAAUAGCCAAAACCUUCAUUACAUUGAAGAUGCCCUUCAAUGGAGGAAUGGAUGAAGAAAGUGUGGAAUAUAUACAUAUUAGAGUACUACUCAGCGGUAAAAAACAAUGACUUCUCGAAUUUUGCGUGCAAAUGGAUGGAAAUAGAAAACACUAUCCUGAGUGAGGUAUCCCAGACCCAAAAAGAGGAACAUGGGAUGUACUCACUCAUAAUCGGUUUCUAGCCAUAAAUAAAGGACAUUGAGCAUAUAAUUUGUGAUCCUAGAAAAGCUAAAUAAGAAAGUGAACCCAAAGAAAAACGUAUAGUCAUCCGCCUGGAGAGGGGAAGUAGACAAGAUUGCAGGGCAAAAACUGGGAACUCGCGGGUGAGGUGGCAAGGGGCAAAGGGGAAAUGGGAUGAGAAACAUGAGAAGGGAGGAUGGGAGGAGCUCGGGGGAUUGGGAUGGUUGGGAUAUAGGAAGGGAGGAUAUGGGAGCAGCGAAGUAUAUAUCCUAACUAAUGAUUUUGUUUUUAAUUUAAACUUUGUUUUAUAUGUGUGUGUGUGUUUUUCCUGCAUGUAUGUCUGUGCACUACAUACAUGCUUACUACCUGUGGAGGCCAGAAGGGGAAGUAGGCUCUCUGGGGGCUGGCAGUACAGAUGGUUGUGGGCCACCAUGUGGAUGCUGAACCCAGGUUCUCCGGAAGAACAUC
This is a messenger RNA of Chionomys nivalis (European snow vole), 6029 nucleotides long. Its product is annotated as zinc finger protein 551-like. Gene Ontology annotation, molecular function: DNA-binding transcription factor activity, RNA polymerase II-specific; RNA polymerase II cis-regulatory region sequence-specific DNA binding. Gene Ontology annotation, cellular component: nucleus. The coding region runs from base 238 to 2226 and encodes 662 amino acids. Lineage: Eukaryota; Metazoa; Chordata; Mammalia; Rodentia; Cricetidae. The record is from RefSeq and is a predicted model, not a curated record. The transcript has 4 exons. Gene Ontology annotation, biological process: central nervous system development; regulation of transcription by RNA polymerase II.